CCCCUCCUCUCGUGCGAAGCUGGAGUCGUUUGGUCUCUAUUCACGGAUUCUUGCGGGAAUUGACGAGCCGCCGCCCUCCUGGGACCCUGUGAGCACGCCGGACUUCGUCUUAAAUGGAUCAACAAAGCCUAGAACGGAUUAGGAAGAGGAAGAGGGAUGAUGAUGAUGAGCUAUUCUUCUCCAUUCUACCAGCACUGUACCUCUACCUGAAAAAUACAGAAAAGACUAAACGUCAUUCCUCCAUCACUUAUGGCAGAAGGAAAGUUAGGAGACUUCUUAAUGGUCAUCUUAAAGAUUGCUUGACUGCUUUUAGGAUGGAACCAGAAAUCUUUAGAUGGAUUGCAUCUUAUCUUAGAACUGAAGGUCUUAUAUCAGAUAGCGACACCAUAAAGGUCGAAGAAAAGUUGGCCUUUUUCCUGUAUAUGCUAUCACACAACGCAUCGUAUGAGGAUCUACAGGUGGCGUUUCAGCAUAGCGCCUCAACAUUCCAUGAUUACAUCAACGAGUUUUUUGAUGUUGUUCCCAUCCUAGCAAGUCGUUUUCUGAGGCCUCGACACAUUGACGGGCCACAUUCCAAAAUCGCAAAUGAUGACCGCUUCUUCCCAUAUUUUGAGAAUUGUUUAGGUGCCAUAGACGGGUCACAUGUUCCUGUCACUAGGUCUCCUCAACUUCAAGCUCCGUGGAGGAAUAGGAAAGGGUCACUAAGCCAGAAUCUUAUGCUAGCCUGUGAUUUUGACCUGAAUGUGACAUUCAUAUCGUGUGGAUGGGAAGGUUCCGCUACUGACGCCCGUGUACUUAGUUCUGCGCUACUCAAUGGUUUUAAUGUACCAAAUGGAAAAUUUUAUUUAGUGGAUGGCGGUUACGCAAACACCCAGCACUUCCUUGCACCAUACAGAGGUGUAAGGUAUCAUUUGAAAGAGUGGGGCCAUGGUCACCAUGCGCCGCAGAACCAUAUGGAGUUAUUUAAUUACCGACAUGCCGUUGCAAGAAAUCACAUUGAAAGGCUUAUAGGAAUUCUGAAGAAACGGUUCCCAAUCCUAAAUGUUGGUACUUUCCAUUCUAUAACAAAUCAAGUGAAGAUCCCAGCUGCUGCAGCGGUGUUCCAUAAUAUAAUAAAAUUGCAAGAUGGAGAUGAAGAGUGGCUUGAGGAUCAAGAGGAUAACAUAGACCCUGCUGUGUUUGUGGAUCUGCCAAAUGGUGAUGGAGAAAAUAUCCAAGAAAACCAGCUCCACGAGAACCAUGUGCUAGGCAAUCAAUUGAGAGAUCACAUUGCUUUUCAAAUGUGGAAUGACUACAUUGCCUAA
Molecule: messenger RNA, 1304 nt
Organism: Lolium rigidum
Lineage: Eukaryota; Viridiplantae; Streptophyta; Magnoliopsida; Poales; Poaceae
Product: protein ALP1-like
Exons: 4
Coding region: 114-1304 (396 amino acids)
Source: RefSeq, a predicted model, not a curated record